AUGUCGGGCGCUCCUCCUGUUGGUCAGGAGAACAUCAACACUGAUAUUGUGACUCUCACUCGAUUCUUCACCGAAGAGCAGGCCAAAUAUCCUGAUGCCUCGGGUGACUUUACUCUGCUGUGCCACGCUCUCCAAUUCUCCUUCAAGUCUAUCGCCUACUACAUCCGUCGCGCCUCCCUCAUUAACUUGACCGGUCUCGCCGGUUCCUCCAACACCACCGGUGACGAUCAGAAGAAGCUUGACGUCAUUGGCAAUGACAUCUUCAUCUCUGCCAUGCGCGCCUCGGGCAAGUGCCGCAUCGUCGUCUCAGAAGAGGAAGAGAAUGUGAUCAAGUUCGACGAGCACCCCAACGCCCGCUACGCCGUCGUCUGCGACCCCAUUGAUGGCUCCUCCAACCUGGAUGCCGGUGUCUCGGUCGGUACCAUCUUCGGUAUCUUCCAGCUGCCCGACGACGCGCUCGGCCCCAACAAGGAAGUUGGCCCCGAGCACCUUCUCCACCCCGGAACCAGCCUCGUCGCCUCCGGCUUCACUAUGUACGGUGCGUCUGCGCAGCUGGUCAUCACCAUGCGUGGCGGUGGUGUCAACGGUUUCACCCUCGAGAACUCGCUGGGCGAGUUCAUCCUCACUCACCCCAACAUGGUCAUGCCCGCCAAGCGCUCCAUCUACUCUGUCAACGAAGGUAACAGCUCCCUCUGGGAAGACUGGACCAACGAGUACUUCCACAGCCUCAAAUACCCGGCUGAAGGCGAGAAGCCCUACAGCGCUCGUUACAUCGGUUCCAUGGUCGCAGACGCCUACCGAACCCUGCUCUACGGUGGUAUCUUCGCCUACCCGGCCGACAAGAAGAACCCCAAGGGUAAGCUUCGUAUCUUGUACGAGUGCGCGCCCAUGGCGAUGCUGUUCGAGAAUGCCGGUGGUCUGGCUGUCAACUCCCGCAUGGAACGCUUGAUGGAGGUUGUCCCCGAGCACAUUCACGAUAAAAGUGGUGUCUUCCUCGGCUCUCGUGAUGAGGUUCAAAAGGUUAUCGAUCUGUACAACAAGUACCAGAAGAAAUAA
Messenger RNA from Penicillium maclennaniae, 1056 nucleotides. It is a transcript of the gene fbp1, whose product is annotated as fructose 1,6-bisphosphate 1-phosphatase. The coding region runs from base 1 to 1056 and encodes 351 amino acids. Gene Ontology annotation, biological process: fructose metabolic process; gluconeogenesis; sucrose biosynthetic process. Lineage: Eukaryota; Fungi; Ascomycota; Eurotiomycetes; Eurotiales; Aspergillaceae. Gene Ontology annotation, cellular component: cytoplasm; cytosol. Gene Ontology annotation, molecular function: fructose 1,6-bisphosphate 1-phosphatase activity. The transcript has a single exon. The record is from RefSeq and is a predicted model, not a curated record.